AUGGCUGAAGCAUUGGUUUCCGUAGUGCUACAACAGCUGGCUUCCAUCACCCUGGAGCAAAUAGAAGAAGAGGUGAACCUGGUCGUCGGUGUCGACCAAGAAGUCCAAAAUCUCAUCGGCCAUCUCCAGGCAGUUCAAGGCGUGCUCCAGGAUGCAGAGGAGAGGCAGGUGAAGGAGGCCAACAUCAAGAAUUGGCUGUACAAUCUGAAAGACGCGUCAUACCAGAUAAACGACGUUUUGGAUGACUGGAACACCGCCAUUCUCAAGCAUCACAUGAAGAAGCAAGAAAAAGAAGGUGAGAAUAAUGAUCUUGUCCUUGCUAAGAGGAAUAAGGUACGGUUCUCCAUUCCCUCCUUCGUCAAAAAUAUUCUUAUCUGUUUUGGUCAAAUUGGUGAUGGUCAAAUUGGUGAUCGCAUAAUUAUGCGUCAUGACAUUGCUAAGAGGAUAAAAGAAAUCAAUGAAAGGCUAACUUGGAUAGCCAUUUUAAGAAACAAUUAUAACUUUCAAAGCACAGUAAGAGGCACCGAACAAGUUGAACGAUCCAAAACCACUUCCUUUGUCGACGUGUCUACCAUAAUUGGUCGUGAAGAGGAAAAAAAUAAUAUACUUAGCAUGUUGAAAAGUGAGAGUGGUCAUCAAUUGGUGAUCCCGAUUGUCGGGAUGGGAGGGUUGGGCAAGACUGCUUUUGCCCAAUCCGUGUACCAUGACCAAAAUGUAACAACUCAUUUCCACCAGAGAAUAUGGGUUUGUGUGUCUGACCCUUUUGAAGAGAUUAAGAUUGCCCGAGCCAUCAUUGAAGUUCUGAAAGAAGGCGAUACUCGAAAGAACUCAAAUGAGUUUCAAACUUUGUUAGAAUGUAUAUCCGACAAUAUUGUUGGUAUAAAGUUUCUCCUCGUCUUAGAUGAUGUGUGGAAUCCCACUAUGUGGGACCCAUUGAAGGCAGCUUUGCAAAAAGGUGAUGCAAAUAGUAGAAUAUUAGUGACCACUCGAAAUAACACGGUUGCUGUUAUGAUGGGAGCAACCAAUGAUCACAUGAUCAAUUUGAAUAAGUUGAGCGACCGACAUUGUUUGGAUUUAUUCCAUAGAAUUGCAUUCUUUGACAAAGAAAAAGAUGAGUCUAAGUUGUUUGAUGAAGAUAUUAAGAAAAAGAUUGCAAAAAAGGUUGAUGGCUUGCCUCUAGCUGCAAAGACUUUAGCUAGUCUCAUGCAAUAUAAGAAGACAAGAAAGGAAUGGGUAGCUGUUUUGGAGAGUAAGAUGUGGGAAUUAGAAGAGGUUGAACAACAGGUUUUUAAAUCACUAUUACUUAGCUAUUAUGAUUUGACUCCAGCUGUCAGACAAUGUCUUUUAUUUUGUGCUGUUUUCCCAAAAGAUUACAAGUUUGAUAGAAAUGAGUUGAUUGAGUGUUGGAUGUCACAAGAAUAUCUUAGUAUGAAAGGAGAUAAAGAAAAAGAAAGAAUGAUAGGCCAACAGUACUUUGAUAACUUAGUGAUGCGUUCUUUUUUCCAAGAUUUUGUUAAAGACGAAGUGGAUGAUGAUAUUAUAGGCUGCAAAAUGCAUGAUAUUGUGCAUGACUUUGUACAGUUUCUCACCAAAAAUGAAUGUUUUAUUAUGGAGGUGGUGGAAAGUGGUAAAGAGAAAAACAUGGUAGUCGAUAAUAAGAUUCGUCAUUUGAACAUAAUGUCAACAUACAAUGAUUCGUUUCCUGUUUCAAUCUACAAUUGCAAAGGAUUACGGACUCUGGUAAUUUCUACUUGGAAACUUCCUCCGUUACCCUCGGACUCAUUUUCAAAAUUGAAAAGCAUUAGAACAUUAAAUUUGAAAAAAAACACAAUCGAAGAAGUUCCCGAAAGUAUUGGUGGACUAGUACAUUUGCGGUAUCUCGAUUUAAGUGGGAAUCAUGAAUUGGAAGAAUUACCCGAUUCUGUGGGUAAUUUAUUCAAUCUGGAAACAUUGCGUCUCAUUGAGUGCGAGGGACUCAGAGAACUACCGGUGAGUUUAAGAAAGUUGGUUAACUUAAAGCAUCUUUAUAUUGAGGGGUGCCUUAAGCUAGAAUUACCAAAAGAGAUUGGAAGAUUAAGAAAUCUACAAAUCUUAGAUUUCUUGUAUCUUCAAGACGGUGGUGGCGAGGAUGAUGAAGGAAUUUUCAAGUUAGGGGAUUUGGGAAACUUGGAGCAGCUUCAGGAGAGCCUUUUGAUAGGAAACUUGAAGUCAGCGAAAGAUGGGAGUGAGGCUAAAAAUGCAGAAUUGGUGAACAAGAAGAACCUCCUUCAUUUGACUCUAGAUUUUGGGCACAACUUUAGAGAGAGAGAGCCGGAUUUAAAGGAUGAAGAAAUACUGAAUGGCUUUCAAGUGCAUACAAAUCUGGAGUCGUUAACUAUCAUUGCGUACCUCAGUACCACCCUGUGUCCCAGUUGGAUGAUGAGCUGUCAUAAUCUGAGAAGGCUUGAAUUCUAUGUUGUUCCAUUUUGUGGGGUUUUGGCUCCUCUGGGGAAACUCCCGUCCCUUGAAUAUUUAGAGAUGGGUUGGAUGAAGAGUGUGAAAAAGGUGGGAGUUGAAUUUUUGGGAAUAACGGGCGAAACACCGCAAAUAUUAAUAAACUCGUUUCCGAAAUUGAAACAACUCCAACUUCGACACAUGUGGGAGUGGGAAGACUGGGAAGGAGUAGAAGAAGAGGAUUCUAAAAUUACAAUAAUGCCAUCUCUUUUGAAGUUAGAAAUCAUCGACUGUAUAAAGCUGAAAGCACUGCCGAACUUCCUUUGGAAGACCCCGCUGCGAGAAUUAAUCAUCGUCGGAGGGGAUUGUCCGAUUCUUGCACAAUGGUUCGAGACGAGAUGUGGAAUGGAGUGGUUGAAAAAUGCGUCUCAAGUCCAAAACAUCAAAAUUCAGGGCAAGUUUGUGAAAAAAGACGGAGUUGGAAUGUUGGAGGAGGAUUGA
Molecule: messenger RNA, 2934 nt
Organism: Prunus armeniaca (apricot)
Lineage: Eukaryota; Viridiplantae; Streptophyta; Magnoliopsida; Rosales; Rosaceae
Source: the annotation of a GenBank genome assembly